Messenger RNA from Monopterus albus (swamp eel), 4640 nucleotides. RefSeq names its product transmembrane protein 161B (gene tmem161b). NCBI's taxonomy places the organism in Eukaryota, Metazoa, Chordata, Actinopteri, Synbranchiformes, Synbranchidae. The coding region runs from base 131 to 1843 and encodes 570 amino acids. The transcript has 14 exons. The record is from RefSeq and is a predicted model, not a curated record.
UGAAAAUACUUGGGAGCGGAGGUUGAAUCCAUUGAUUAUUUUGACGAUGUAACUGUUCUCUGCACGGAAACUGUGACAGUUUGAAUGAGAAACCUCUUCAUUUUGUGCAUAGCCAUCGCAAGAAGGGCUUAUGUGCUCCCUGCAGCUUGAUUUCCGACUCGGGCCGCUCAGUGUUGCCGGUGUAGAGUCCGUUUCAGCUGCACUGCAUCAACAUGGGUGUGAUUGGUGUGCAGCUGGUGGUUACCAUGGUAAUGGCCAGUGUAAUUCAAAAAAUCAUACCUCAUUAUUCCUUCGCAAGAUGGCUACUCUGCAGCGGCAGACCGAGUACAAACUUGCAUUUGAGAACCUGAUGGUAACGAUUCUGCGGUGGUAUCAGCACCCUACGGAAGAUGAGUUGAGGAGCUUAGCUGGGAAACAAAAAGGACAGAAGAGGAAAGACAGAGAGGAACGAAGAGAUGAGACGCAGACGCUUGAGAUGGACAGACACCACAGGCAUGUUGGCGAAGAGAUGAAGCUGAUGUGUUUACGUGGCUCAUUUAAGGCCUGUUUGAAGAAGUACAAUGGUCACAUAGACAAUAAGCCGCUAACAGUUCCCAAGGACAUAGACUUGCAGCUGGAGACAAAAUCCAUCACAGAAGUUGACACAUUAGCAUUGCACUACUUCCCAGAAUUCCAGUGGUUGGUGGAUUUCACAGUAGCCGCCACUGUGGUCUAUCUGAUAACAGAACUAUACUACAGUGUGGCUCAGCCCUCAGGAGAGAUGAACAUCAGUGUGGUCUGGUGCCUGCUAGUACUCUCAUUUGUAAUUAAGACCCUUUUUUCUCUAACGGCCCACUACUUCAAGCUGGAGGAAGGAGGCGAGCGCUCACUUUGUAUUACGUUUGCUUUCUUCUUUUUUGUCAAAGCCAUGGCCAUUCUCAUUGUCACUGAAAACUACCUGGAGUUCGGUUUGGAGACAGGUUUUGCAAACUUCUCUGACAGUGCUUUACAGUUUCUGGUGCACCAGGGCUUAGAGUCCCAGGGUCCCAUAUCUAAACUCACCUUCAAGCUGAUCCUGGCCCUGCUCUGCUCUCUGAUUGGAGCUUUUCUAACUUUCCCUGGUUUACGAUUGGCACAGAUGCACCUAGAUGCACUCAAUCUAACCACAACCAAAUUUACACAGACUCUGCUUCAUAUCAACUUCCUUUCCCCUCUUAUUAUGGUCCUGCUGUGGGUGAAGCCCAUUACCAAGGACUACAUAAUGAACCCCACUCUGGGAAAGGAGAGUGUGCCUUUGAUGACUGAGCAGACAUAUGAUACGCUGCGGUUAUGGGCCAUCAUACUGAUGUGUACGCUCCGGCUCGCUAUGAUAAGACAUCAUUUGCAGGCCUACCUCAACCUGGCCCAGAAGGGUGUAGACCAGAUGAAGAAGGAGGCGGGGCGUAUAAGUACUGUUGAUCUGCAGAAGAUGGUUGCACGUGUUUUUUACUACCUAUGUGUAAUCGCACUACAGUAUGUGGCACCGCUGGUGAUGCUGCUGCAUACAACUUUGCUGCUAAAAACCUUAGGUGGACACUCCUGGUGGGUCUAUCCUGAAGAAGACCUGCCCUGCACCCAUGAAAUGAACUCAGACUCGGUAACGGGGGCAGCACAGAUAGCAGUCCCAACACCAGCUUCAGUGGUAGAAACAGGAGCUCGGGCAUCAGUAGACCAGCUGUCAGUGGCCCUGGGAGGCCUGCGGACUGUCUUCAGCCCCAUGCUUUUCCGAGGCCUCUUUUCCUUCUUUACUUGGUGGAUUGCUGCCUGCCUCUUCUCCACCUCCCUCUUUGGCCUCUUUUACCAUCAGUAUCUUAUGGCGGCAUAGCAUCAGCAACCCAGCAGCAGCAGCCAGACCCCCACAGGACUGUUGUAUAUUCAACCUGGUCAGAAAGGACUGAGUGGCAGCAACUGAGGCCUGUUCUUCCCUCCUUUUAUCCACCUCUUAAUGACUGAUCAUAUCAUCUGAACUCCUGGUUCAACGUCUAGUGCUUCCUCCACAGAUGACUCUGUGAACUCUCAGCAUUGUUUUUGCUACUAUGACCUCUACCUUUUAUUUGGAGAGCAACGUUUGUAACCUUAAUGGACAGACUAAAGUACGAAUUAGAAGAUUAUUGUCAGUGUACUGACAUAAAAGUGAGUAACUGAUCCAGUUCGCUGUAUGAAAUCUUAAUGAUACUGUAUCUCUGAUUAGUUAAUUUUAAACAUUAAAAUGCGGUAUGGCAGUUCUUUUCAGUUCCACCAGUUUAAGGGGAUCCAAUGGGGAAAGUUCAGAUCGUAUGAGUUUGAUCCACCAACAUCUUCAGAUUCAUGAUGUAUUUUGCUUUAGAAAGCCCUAAAUGCAUUCUUUUACAACUUCAUGCAUGUUAGUUGGAACCAAAAUUUCAGAUUGUUGUCCUCAUUAGAAACUUCCUUCUAUCUUUAGCGGUUAAUAAGUCCCCUUUAAAAUUAUAUUGGCAAUGAAUCACUGACGUAUUCUGGAAAAAAUGUGAAGUUAAUAUCUAUGUUGUCAGUUGUCGACAGAGACUAUUUUUGGAGAUGCAGCUUGUGGUCCUGUUGUUCUGGUGUAUAGCUUUAUACUGACAGGUAUUUCUAUUUUGUCCACCCCCUUUUUUGACCAUGACCGUAGGCUGAGUAACAGAACCAUGUCUCUAUAUAGUACUGGACUGCAUUAAUUUUAGAUAGGUGUACCCAAUAAACUGCCAGCUGUGUAUAUUCUAAUACAUAUCAGUCUAUCAUAGCGAUAACUUCCCUCUGAUACAUUAUUUAGAAGUUUCAUUUAGAUCACAGAAUAUCAUUUAAUCUGGAGAUGUUUUUGGAGGCAACUGAGUGACUUAAUUUUAGCAGACAAAUCAUCUUAAUUUCUUUCUUGUGUUCCGAAGUUUUGAGGAAACAGACAACAGUUUGUUUUUUUUUAUCAAAACUUUAAAAUUUGUGUUUUAAAAGAGAAUGUGCUGUUUUUCCUCAAAUGUUAAAAUUCCAUUGCCACGGACCACAGAAGUGUCUGCAAUAGUCUUAAAAUUUCGCUGUAAGGACUAGUGUGUCUGUAAGAUCGGGGCGGCCUGUGGACAUUCCCAGAUCGGCUGCUUGGGAAGCACUGUCAGCCAACCAGGGUUAGAGAGUGGACAACGGAGGAAGAGUUGUAGCUGCAGAGGAGCAAGACGAGAUGUUAAACUCAUGGGGAGAAUCUCAUGGACUUGAAACUGAUGUAUAUAAAUGCAUCAUCAAGGACAAAGGUUUUUAAAUAAGAGGCGUUUCAAUGGCUAUGUGAUGUUUUAAUUUGCAUUGUAACCUCCCUGAUUUUAACUGAGCCAUUUUUAGAAGCAGUGAGAAAAUUUCAAGCUCUUUUUGAGCAGCUGUGAUGAUCCAAAGGGAGGACAGCACAUAGGGCUCAGCCUAGGUUUGUGCUCGUGUGAACGCGUCUGUCAGCAUGUGGAGGAUCUCUGCUGUAGGUCGGCUGUAAUCUGAAAGGGCAUUGUGAUGAAGAGAUGAUGUCAACUACUGUUGAUAAGCUACUGCCUUUAUGUUCUGCUUUCCUUUUUUUUUGUUUUUACCCAGCCAUUGCUUUUAAUUCAUUUGAGAGCAACUUUUGUUUUUCUUUUUUUUUAAAUGGAUCAAAUUGUUGCUUUGUAAAAGCUGACUGAUUUUUAAAACGGUGCCAAGUGAGUCUGUUCGUCCUGUUCCAAUGGCUGUAGAUUUGGUGUUUGAAACUACAAAUGGACUGCAACUCUGCGGCCUUCUGUUUUCUGUUGAUCCAUACCGAUAAAGAGGGAAUCACUAGUUCUGGUUCACAACGAGACAUAGCGAUAUUUACACCAUCUGCUGUAAUUCUUGGUAAAUGUACGCACAGUCACUGUGCUGAUGAUGCACUGGGCCUGCUUGAUUGUCCAGUCUUUUCACGAAUGUAGGGUACGUGGUGCCAGAUUAAUUGCAGGUCACGCUGUCUUGUGGUUCUCUGGCAUUUUAGUUUGCCAUGAUGUUUUGUAUGGAACACAUUUUACAAGGUCAAGCAGCAGCAUAUCACAUUGUUCGCUCCUGAUGUUUGAAAGUCUUAGUUUCCGUUUGUCUCGUUUAAAUGAUGGAGAAUAUGCACAUAAUGAAUGUAUCAAUCCUGCCUAAUUUCUGGACUGUUUUCAGGAAAAUGAUUUGUAUAGUGUGUUGAAUUAACACCUCCUAUCCCUACGCCCCUGCGCUUCUUUACCUGUCUGCUACCAUCUGUUCAAUCUGUCAAGCAAAAUCUAAUUUGUCCUAGUGACUGUUUUUAUUGAUUGAUUUGUCUUUGUUUUUGUAUUUAUUGCACAUGCUGAGGCCUGUAAACAUUACUGAUUUUAACAGUAGACACUUUAAUUUAUUAGAGCUUGAUAACUUAAAUCAGUUUUGAGAAUGUGUUUGAUAAAUCAGUUGCAAAUUAACCUUUUUUCUUAGUAGUGUGGUUAUUUCAGUUCACAGGUAGCUGGGAUGCAUUCAGAAUUAACUGGCCUGAUGAGGCAUUGUUUCUUUUUGCUACCACUGAAAGUGUUUAUUAUUCAUUGUUGAGUUCAUAAAGUAAAUUACACACAUUGUUGUUCUUUCAUGUUUAUUUGUGUUUUAGUUUUUGUCUUAAAUAAAUUGUUUUGUUUGUUUUU